Zea mays is the source of this 826-nucleotide messenger RNA. Its product is annotated as Nodulin-related protein 1. The record is from RefSeq and is marked predicted. Gene Ontology annotation, biological process: response to heat; regulation of abscisic acid biosynthetic process. Lineage: Eukaryota; Viridiplantae; Streptophyta; Magnoliopsida; Poales; Poaceae. The coding region runs from base 48 to 545 and encodes 165 amino acids. The transcript has a single exon.
CGUAUUCGUAUCCGCGGAACAAGCAGCGAAGGAUCGGAGCCUAUCCAAUGGCCGAGGGCAAGAGCAGCUCCGGCGGCGACCUGUUCUCCAGCGGCAAGCUGGUGGCGGGGGCCGCCGUGUCGGUGUUCCAGCAGAAGAGCGUGGAGAACGUCGACAAGCAGGAGGUCGCCGGCGCGGCGGCCGAGCUCCUGCACGCGGCGUCCGCGUACGGUAAGCUCGACGACAAGCCGGCCGGGCAGUACGUCGAGAAGGCCGAGGGGUACCUGAAGGAGUUCAGCGCGGGACACGCCACCGAGCAGGAGCAGCCUGCGGCGGCAGCAGGCGACGACGCGGCGCCCAAGUCACCGGCGCCGGAGGCGCCCAAGGAGCCGGCGGCGGUGCCUGCGCCGGCCGCGGAGGAAGGCAGCAAGUCGUCGGAGGGGUUCGGCCUCGGCGACGUCAUGAAGGGCGCCGAGCAGCUGGUGGGAGGGAAUAAGCAGGGCGGCGGGGAGGAGAGCGCCGGCGGCGGUGGGCUGUUUAAGAUGGCCCAGGGCUUCCUCAAGUAGAUAUUGUCUGGCCAACGUAUAUACGAGUACGUAAUUAGCUUCAAAAUAAUGUUCCCCUCGCCUUUAUUUGCUGUUCAAGUCCCUGUAAUAACCGAGAACGUUAAUUGUAGCAGUGUGUUUUUUAUAUGAUUAAAUAAGUACUAUGUUGUAUAAGGCUAGUGCAGCUGUGCAGGUUACUCUAUAUUCUUACUCUAUAUCACUAUUUGUAGUCUACUCAUCAAUUAAUAAAUAGAUUGCUUGAUAAUAUACAUCAAGAAGGAGAUCACCAUAGAGUUCAUAAC